CAAUGCACCAAAGACUUGGAUAUUUCUUGACCGAACAUUUCAGCCUUGCGCCAGCCUUAAUCAACUUGCUGCCAUUCCAUUCAAUAAUCCAACCACAGUCAACAUGGCGGACACAAAGAUCCAGGAGCUUCUAACGAAGCCGCGCAACGAAUUGACGGAAUACGAGAUCUCACUUCUCGAAGAGCACGAAUUCAGCGCCGGCCCUCUCUCCAUCCUCCAAACCGCAGUCCGAAGUCACACCCAAGUCCUCAUUUCCUGCCGCAACAAUCGCAAGCUCCUAGCACGUGUAAAGGCGUUCGACCGACAUUGUAAUAUGGUGCUAGAGAACGUCAAGGAGAUGUGGACAGAGACGCCGAAGCUUUCGAACGGAAAGAAGGGGAGGCCGGUCAACAAGGACCGCUUCAUUAGCAAGAUGUUCCUAAGAGGAGAUUCGGUCAUUCUAGUUUUGCUAAGUUAGAUGGGCGAAAGAGGGGUACAGGAAAUAGUAAUAAUCCGAGCCGUUUUAUACGACAUAUUGUUCAUCACAAGAACGCCAAAGUGGGGGUGAUAGGUUGCGAAGACCAGGACAGUAUCCGAAUGCAAUGAUUUGCCUUGCAGGAGUGCCCUUUUAGCGAC
Messenger RNA from Hypoxylon trugodes, 615 nucleotides. RefSeq names its product small nuclear ribonucleoprotein Sm D2. Lineage: Eukaryota; Fungi; Ascomycota; Sordariomycetes; Xylariales; Hypoxylaceae. Gene Ontology annotation, molecular function: RNA binding. Gene Ontology annotation, biological process: RNA splicing; spliceosomal snRNP assembly. The record is from RefSeq and is a predicted model, not a curated record. Gene Ontology annotation, cellular component: U5 snRNP; U2 snRNP; U1 snRNP. Bases 104 to 457 code for a protein of 117 amino acids. The transcript has 4 exons.